Messenger RNA from Trichophyton rubrum CBS 118892, 581 nucleotides. RefSeq lists its product as uncharacterized. Gene Ontology annotation, cellular component: mitochondrial chromosome; mitochondrial nucleoid. The record is from RefSeq and is a predicted model, not a curated record. NCBI's taxonomy places the organism in Eukaryota, Fungi, Ascomycota, Eurotiomycetes, Onygenales, Arthrodermataceae. The transcript is spliced from 2 exons. The annotation marks the transcript as partial. Gene Ontology annotation, biological process: recombinational repair; interstrand cross-link repair. Gene Ontology annotation, molecular function: single-stranded DNA binding.
GCCUUGCAGAUGCCCCUCCAGAUCUCGUGCUGGAGCCCGCAAACGUGCCCAAUGGCCAUGUCGACUGGACUCGCUCAUACCACGGACUAAGCGCCGAGCCGUUCUCAAAGGAAGCUGCUGCGAUCCUGCUUGCGCCCGUCGAUCCAGACGAUGUCGAGAUCAAGCCUGAUGGGAUAGUAUACUUGCCUGAAAUCAAGUACAGGCGUAUACUCAACAAGGCGUUUGGGCCAGGCGGGUGGGGUCUUGUACCGCGCAGUGAGAGCAUAGUUACAGGCAAGACAGUAACAAGAGAAUACGCUCUUGUCGCCCAUGGACGGCUUGUAUCUGUAUCCCGCGGCGAGCAGGACUACUUCAGUCCAGACGGCAUACCUACUGCCACGGAAGGGUGCAAGUCCAACGCGAUGAUGAGAUGCUGCAAGGACCUGGGUGUUGCGAGCGAGCUGUGGGAUCCUCGCUGGAUCCGCAAGUUCAAGGCGAACUAUGCAAAGGACGUGUUUGUCGAGCACAUGGUGAGCAAGAAGAAGUCGAAGAUCUGGAUACGCAAGGACGACGAGGUCAUGUACCCCUGGAAGAAGACAUAA